AUGCAUCCCAAACCCCUUCUCAGUCUAUUCAAUUUUAUAGGCUUAAUAGUUCACAACAAUAUUUUAAAAGAGUUAUUAAGGUUGACUCCAAAUAUAGAAGAGCAUUGACCAAUUAGUGAAUUAAAAAAAUUAUCUUAUUUAAAUAGUGAAUCUAAAGAACCUAUAAAUUUCAAUUUUAAAAUUUUUUGUUAUUGGACAUGGGAAGAAAUUUAA
This is a messenger RNA of Blepharisma stoltei, 213 nucleotides long. NCBI's taxonomy places the organism in Eukaryota, Ciliophora, Heterotrichea, Heterotrichida, Blepharismidae. The record is from the annotation of a GenBank genome assembly.